AAGACCAAGAAAAACCAAAUUAAAUAAAUUAUUUGCUAAAAGCAAUAUUUUUGAAACGUACCAAAAAGAAUGGAAAAUUAAAACCACGUUAAUAUUUAAUAGAUGAGAAUUAUCUUUAUUUUUCCAAGAAUGAUAAAACGGAUAAAAUUUAAGGUACCCUUUAACUUUUAUGUUGUCGUUUAGAUUUAUAUUAGAAUUUGGAAUCAAAUCCUAUUGAUUCUACAGGAUAGGAUCCCCUUUUUGGCUUUAAAUUAACGAGAAACGGUAAAGUACUAGAAAUAUAUACAAAAGAUUCAUAGUUAUGGAAGAAAUGGAAGGAUAUUUUUGUAUAUAAAGCCAUUUAAUCAAGCUUUCAUGAAGAUUUUAUUGUAACAAAAAUGAUAGGUAAAGGUUCUUUUGCAAAAGUCUAUUUAGCAAGUAAAAAAGAAAAUAAUGUUCAAUACGCAAUAAAGGCUUUUAAUAAAGAAUUCAUGUCAAGUUAACAUAAAGGAAAAGAGUCAUUAAUAAACGAAAUCAGUGUAAUGAGAAAUUUAAGUAAUGAACAUUUAAUAAACCUUUAUGAAGUAUACGAAACGACGAAUUCAAUUUAUUUUGUUGUAGAUAUACUUAAUGGAGGUGAACUUUUAAAUAGAGUUAAGGAUAAAGGAAGUAUUGGAGAAGAUGAUAUUAGAGAAUUAAUGAAAAAAUUAUUAUUAGCUUUAUAAUAUUUGCAUUCGAAAAAUAUAAUGCAUAGAGAUCUUAAACCUGAAAAUUUACUUUUAAAAAGUUAAGAAAAUAAUCAUGAUAUUAUUGUAGCUGAUUUUGGACUAGCUACUUUUACAAACAUAAAAGAGAUUCUUUUUAAAAGAUGUGGAACACCUGGAUUUGUUGCUCCUGAAGUUUUAACAUUUCAAGAUGGAGAUUAAUUUUAUGAUGCUAAAUGUGAUAUAUUUUCAGCUGGAGUUAUUUUCUAUUUAUUAUUAAUUGGAAAACAGCCAUUUAGUGGUAAAGACUAUAAAUAAAUACUUCGCGCUAAUAAAGCUUGUGAUAUUAAAUUUAAUACGUAAGAUUUCGAAAAAAUUUCUUUAAUAGCUUAAGAUUUAUUAAUGAAAAUGUUAGAACCUUCACCAUUUAAAAGAUUUUCUGCAACAGAAUGCUUAUCCCAUCCUUUUUUAUCUCAAUAAUAAAAAAAUAACUAAAAUUAAAUUUCUACUGCUAAUUUGAGAAAUUAUGAAGUAGAUUAUUUGGCAGGAGUUAGAAAUAAAAAUGUAUAAAAUUAAGAUUCAUAAGACUAAUUGGGCUCUAUGGCUUUACAUUCAAAUGGAAUUCCAGCAAUAAAUGGACUCACGGAUACUAUAGGAAGUCUAAGUUUAUGUUCUAAUCCAAAUCUUUAAAAAAAUGAGCCUUUUACUCCUAAUGCAUCUUUAUUUUCAAAGAAUAGAGUUGAUACUAUUGAUGGUGAUUUAUAAAAAAAUAUGAAUAUCGAAAGUCCAAAAAGUGUAUAGAACAGAUAAAAUGAUAGUCAUAAUCUACAUAAAUUAGCACUUAAAAAUAGUUUAAAGGGAGGAUUUCGUGAAGAAGUUAAGGCUGAUUAUGAUGGAGAUGAAUAAGAUGUAUCUGAAGAAAAUUCACCUCUUUCCGAUUCACUUAAUAAACUUAAUUUUGAAAGAUAAAUGAAGCAUUCACCAUCUAAAUGUGAUGAUAAUAAUAAUUCUUAUAAUUUUUCAAAAUUUAAGGAUAAUUGA
Messenger RNA from Ichthyophthirius multifiliis, 1724 nucleotides. RefSeq names its product protein kinase domain protein. The record is from RefSeq and is a predicted model, not a curated record. Lineage: Eukaryota; Ciliophora; Oligohymenophorea; Hymenostomatida. The transcript has 2 exons. Gene Ontology annotation, cellular component: nucleus; cytoplasm. Gene Ontology annotation, molecular function: ATP binding; protein serine/threonine kinase activity. Gene Ontology annotation, biological process: mitotic DNA damage checkpoint signaling; protein phosphorylation.